AAUGACAAAAAUACGACAGCCCAGCGACGCCAUAGACCAUGAUUCUUUUCGGGCAUCAAUCACCGGAAAACAUGGCGUCUCGAAUAAGAAACUCAAACUGGAAAGAAGACCAAGAGUUACAAGACUAUCUUGAGCGAAAUGUAAGACGUAAUUUGAAGCAAGAGGAGAUACUAGAUUUAGUACAAAUUCAUUAUCCAAUGUAUGCUUGGAGUAAAAGAACUCUUUCACGCCGGCUUCAACACUUCGGGAUCAAGUAUAUUGAUUAAUAUGAGAUCGAUGUGGAAGACGUAAAACGAGCAGUCACUAAAGAGAUGGACGGACCUGGGCGAUUACUAGGUUAUCGUGCUCUCCACAAAAAAAUCAAGGAAUUACAUGGUUUAAGUGUGCCAAGAAACUUGGUUUAUAACGUGAUGGCUGAUGUUUAUCCUGAAGGUCUCAAGCAAAGAGGAGGAGUAGGACAACMAAAACGAGCAAGAAGGAAGGGAGCAUUUGCGUCUAGUGGAUCUGAUUUUACAAUGUCUUUAGACGGCCACGACAAGCUUUGUGGAUUCCAAAACUCGACAUUCCCUCUUUGUAUUUAUGGAGCACAAGAUACGUUUAGCGGCAGGAUCAACUUUCUAAGAAUUUGGACAACUAACAGUGACCCUAAAAUCAUUGGACGAUUCUACUUCGACUACUUGUAUGAGUCCAGAGUAUUACCAUCACGAAUAAGGGUAGAUCGUGGAACAGAAACAGGAAUUAUGGCAACUAUCCACUGCUAUCUUCGAAAUCAACAUGAUGACUUAGAGGAUGAUACAGAAUGUGUGUUAUAUGGGCCUUCUACAGAGAAUAAGAUUGAGAGAUGGUGGAAAGAGUUGUUAGAACGAAUGGAAGGCUAUUUCAAAAGGCAGUUGUCUGUUCUGUUAGAGAAUGGUGUCUAUGACCCGAAGGAUCAAAAUGACAGGAAUAUGCUGGCAUAUGUCUUUGUACCAGUGUUACAGAAGGAGCUUGAUAUUUUCAAAGAAACUGUCUGGAAUAUGCACAGAGUGAGGAAACAAAAAAACAAGCUACUUCCAGUUGGCAUACCUGAACACAUAYACACAUGUCCACAGAUUUAUGGUGGUGAGAAUUGUGGCCAUCCUAUAACAGAAGAGCAGCUAAAGGAAGUUGCGGAAUUGUCAGGUGUCCUUGAGGACACUGAUGCCUUUUUGGAGGAGUCUUUUCAGCAGGAGUGUCAAAGACACAUAUCAAACACUGAUGACAUUGAGCCAUCACAGGCUUCUAAUGCAUAYUUAUUUUUGAGAGAUCAUUUUGAUGUAAAUAAGGUAAUGUCUUUAUAAACAUAAAGUUACAUGCAUUCUUACCAUAAACAUUGUUUGGAAAGGGGGCAAUGAAAAUAAAUUUUGUUUGAUGUGGACCAGCCCGCCCAAUAAAUAAUAAUUUUAUGUAGCCUGAAAUAGCCUGAUUGAAAUGUUUGGAUAUGUAAAGGGCAUUUGGACUUUUUUUAAACACUCUCAACUUAAAGGCACACCCAUGUGGCUGAUUGUUAGUAAAUGUUCAAAUCAAUAGUUCAGUAAUGGCAUAACUGUUAGACCUUUUCUCCCAGCAUCAUUGAGUUGUUAAUACCAUUGUUAUAUAUUAAACCUAAUUAUGUCAAUAAUUAUCAAAUAAUAGUUGAACAGUUUCUAAUGAUUGUUUCUUUAUUAACAAAAGAAAAUCUAUAACAGUUUAUAUCCAUAUAUUUUAACAGUCUGAACAACAACAGGCAACAACAACCAAACAUUCUGAAACAAUGAAUUUGUUUGAAAAAAUCUAUGUGAAUACUCUCAGGAACAUAAAAAUGAGAGCUCUAAACUGCCUUUGAGUACAUCUGUAGAUAGCUUUGGGAAGUAAUGAUCAAACAGUCUAAAAAGGUACAAUGUAUUCUAUAACUGACCAAUAUUGU
This is a messenger RNA of Exaiptasia diaphana, 1924 nucleotides long. RefSeq lists its product as uncharacterized. Lineage: Eukaryota; Metazoa; Cnidaria; Anthozoa; Actiniaria; Aiptasiidae. Bases 312 to 1319 code for a protein of 335 amino acids. The record is from RefSeq and is a predicted model, not a curated record. The transcript is spliced from 4 exons.